Funneliformis caledonium is the source of this 286-nucleotide messenger RNA. The record is from the annotation of a GenBank genome assembly. NCBI's taxonomy places the organism in Eukaryota, Fungi, Glomeromycota, Glomeromycetes, Glomerales, Glomeraceae.
AUGUCUGAACAAAACCAAGCACCGCAAACUGGAGACGAAAAGAAAGGCGAUAGUACUGAACACAUUAAUCUGAAAGUAGUGGGAAAUGAUCACAACGAGGUGUUCUUCAAAAUCAAACGGACAACGCAACUUAAAAAAUUAAUGGAUGCGUAUUGUGAAAGACAAGGCAAAUCGUUGGCAUCACUCCGGUUCCUUUACGAUGGCGAACGAGUUCAAAGUCAUAAUACACCUCAUGAGCUUGACAUGGAAGACGGAGAUGCCAUUGACGUUAUGGUGGAACAAAUAG